Molecule: messenger RNA, 906 nt
Organism: Naegleria gruberi
Lineage: Eukaryota; Heterolobosea; Eutetramitea; Acrasida; Naegleriidae
Exons: 1
Coding region: 1-906 (301 amino acids)
Molecular function (GO): protein binding
Source: RefSeq, a predicted model, not a curated record
AUGAAACAAUCUAAUGACUCAGGCAUUUGUAACUCGGAACUAGUGAAAAACAUUUUAUCGGAAUGUAAUCAAAGCAAGGAAAAGGGAAAUCAACAUUUUAAAACAAGGGAAUGGGAACUUGCUGAGAAGUAUUAUCAAGAGUCUUUGAGUAAUUUGGUAGUUUUUGUGAGGGAUUAUAUUUCUAAAAACAAGGAGGUUCAAGAUGAAUCAAAAGAUGCAAAUAAGUCUACCAUUGGUCAAGUGAAUGAAACAACAACAACAGCAGAUGAUGAUGUAAAUAAUUCUGAAAAUAUUACUAGUACAAACAAUUCCGAAGAGGAAAUUAAUGAGGAAAAUAAUAAUGAAAAUAAUAAUGAUAUAUUAUUAGAAAAUUCCGAAGUUUUACUUUCAGAAAAGGAGACCUUGGCUUUAAUUUCAAAAGAUUUGGAUUUAUUUAAAGAAGAUAAUGAUAAUCAAGUGAAGACAUUGCUGAUUGUGUUAUAUUCGAAUUUGGCUUUAACAUUUUUCCAAAUGAGUUCAUUUCAAAGAAGUUUGGAGUAUUGUACAAUUAUUUUGGAUCAUUUAGAUUCGGAACAUUAUAAAUCACUUUACAAGAGAUCUCAAUGUCAUGAACAAUUGAACAAUUAUCAAGCCAGCUAUUCGGAUAUGAAAAAAUUGCAAGACAUUAUUUUGAAAGAUCCUACAAUGAUUCCAGACCAGUUGGCCAAGAAGAUUCUAUUGGAUGCAGAAAGAUUACGUGUGAAAUCAGAAGAAGAACAAAAGAAGCAAUUGGAAGAAAUGUGGGGUCAACUCAAAGAUGUUGGAGGCAAGUUUUUGGGAGCUUUUGGUAUCAAUAUUAAUAAUUUUAAAUUUGAUAAGGAUCCAAAUAGUGGAUCUUAUUCUUUAUCAAUGAACAAUAACAAAUAA